This is a messenger RNA of Trichogramma pretiosum, 978 nucleotides long. RefSeq lists its product as uncharacterized. Bases 354 to 827 code for a protein of 157 amino acids. The record is from RefSeq and is a predicted model, not a curated record. The transcript has 3 exons. Lineage: Eukaryota; Metazoa; Arthropoda; Insecta; Hymenoptera; Trichogrammatidae.
AAGUUGAUUGUAAUGAAUUUUUUUUUACGCAAAAGAUGUUCAGUUGAUCAUUUGACUAAUUAAUAUCAUUUACGAAACAACAACGUUCCGAGAACGAAGUAUUUCACGUAAUUUUUGUACCGUAUUCAAUUUUAUUGUACUGGUAAUAGCAUGAUGUUUGAAACAACUUAAAUCCGAUAGCAUUUAUUGCGAAUGAAGAAAGAGGGGAGAAGCAGUGUGCGAAACAGUGUUAUGUGCGCGUUUUCAACGUGCUGCGACUUGUUUUGCGCGGCCGCUUCGCUAAUCUCGACUACUGACGCAAUAGCCACAGACAAUGGAAAAACAAAAGGGCGGCAUUUCCUUUGGGUAUUUGCAUGAAAGUGGUCGCAUGGUUGCGAGUUCGUAAAAUUCCUGAAAUUAAUUGUGCAACUAUGUUCUUAUAUGCAAAGUUAGAAAAUGAAGUAUAUGUUAAGGUAGAAGCGAAUGAAGUUCCCAAAUUCUCCAUCACCAAUCACAAUAAGAACAAGCAAUAUAUAAUACCCAAAUACGAUCAAAGUGCUAUAAUUGUAUUUAUUGCUGAAUCUAUUGAAGCGUUAGAAGAGAAGAUAGCAAAUGACAGAAAGAAAGUGCCACCAAAUAAAUUCCUUUUAUCUGCCUCAGAAUUAAGCUGCAGCGAAGUGGAAAUUAACAUAAAAAAAAAGUCUCUCGAGAAGAGCAAUAGCAAUAACAUAUUGCAACGAAGGUUGGCAGGUCUCGAUUAUCACAAGGUAAAAAUAACAAUAAUAACAUUUGAAAUACUCCAUUACCCCCCUUUAAGUCAUUUCAAAUCAUGCGUUAUUUGCACUUGAGCAAAUUUUGAUUUCUCACUAUAUAUAUUCAUGUGAAAGUCAUAAAGAGUGCUUGAAGUUUUUGAUAACAAGUGUGCAAUUAAUUGUCAACUCAUGAGGAUGCCUACGUAUUUGUAUAUCAGGGUUUAUUUUAGGGGCAACGAAGCUUUUC